Lampris incognitus (smalleye Pacific opah) is the source of this 822-nucleotide messenger RNA. It is a transcript of the gene ropn1l, whose product is annotated as rhophilin associated tail protein 1-like. The record is from RefSeq and is a predicted model, not a curated record. Bases 95 to 799 code for a protein of 234 amino acids. The transcript has 6 exons. NCBI's taxonomy places the organism in Eukaryota, Metazoa, Chordata, Actinopteri, Lampriformes, Lampridae.
CUUACAUGCUAUAUUUUGGCGUUGGUUGGCUGUACUCGCUGUAGUUUAACACGUUUGUCGGUGUUGAAGUGAGAUAUUGUUCACAGUUUCAGGCAUGCCUCUUCCCAACACAAUGUACUGUUCUCAGCAAAUCCACAUCCCUCCUGAGCUGCCAGACAUCCUUAAACAGUUCACCAAGGCAGCAAUCAGAACACAGCCCAAGGAUCUGCUGCUUUGGUCUACCGCAUAUUUUUCAGCACUGUCCAAAGGAGAGACUCUGCCUGUGAAGGAGAGGCUGGAGAUGAAUGUGGCCACCCAGAAAACUGACAUAGGGCUGACCCCAGGUCUGCUCUUAGUCCUCCACAAACAGCUGUCUGCUGGGCAGACCUGCAGUAAGGAGGAACUGCAGAAAAGGUGGAGAGGUCUGUGUCUGCCUAUGGAGCAGCUGGAGAGCCUGCUGACUCUGGGCAGCUUUACCUCCAGCAUUGACUGGAUCCAGUUCUUCUCCCUGGGCUGCAGUGCUCUCGGAAGGAAUAUUAUGAGUUCGCUGAAGAUUGCCUGUGAGAUCCUCACAGAGGAUGAAGAGGGGGGUGCAGCACAGAUCCCAUUUGACACCUUCGUCAGCCUCUACACCUACCUGGCCUACCUGGAUGGAGAUAUUCCACAGGACCACAUAGACAGCUUCCUCAGCACUAUGCAGUCAAAAGCGGAAUGCCAAGAGGGGAUGGUAAAACCUCUGGACUUCAUUCAUCUGGAAAGCAUCGACACAGCUCCUCCUGAUGCUGGGAAUGUCAUUGGAGCGUCUUCAAGAGCUGAAUAAGAACUAAAAAAAAAAAGGAAGAA